Gopherus flavomarginatus (Mexican gopher tortoise) is the source of this 816-nucleotide messenger RNA. RefSeq lists its product as uncharacterized. Lineage: Eukaryota; Metazoa; Chordata; Testudines; Testudinidae. The coding region runs from base 32 to 757 and encodes 241 amino acids. The record is from RefSeq and is a predicted model, not a curated record. The transcript is spliced from 2 exons.
UGGGUGUGACCCCACUGCCAAUCCGAGGAGCAUGAUGGAGAGUUCAGAGCAGGGACAACUGGGGGAGGGUGUAGAGGAAGCCGAGAGUGAGGCUACUGGGGCGGAGGGAGACACCCUGGAGUCCCAGGAGGCAUGCAGCCAGGAGCUCUUCUCAAGCCAGGAGGAGGCUAGCCAGUCGCAGCAGCUGGAACUUGUUGGUGAAGAAGAAGCAGAGGAGCGUGUUCCCGUGUCCUUGAAUACUCCAGCCCUAUCACCGCCUGCGCGAAGACUACAGAACUUGAGGAAAAAUCCUAGAAAAUCAAAAGAAGAUUUGAUCAAAGCAGUUAUGAAUCAGUACGUCAGAGACAGUAAGAGGCUGCAGGACUGGAGAGAGAAAAUGCAUGAGUGGAGGCACACACAAAGCAGGAGAAAGGAAUUGGCUACCAAGAAAAGCACAAAGCAGCUGAUAAGCCUCCUGGCUCGCCAAAUGGACUGUAUGCAGUCUCUCGUAGCCAUGCAGGCAGAUCAGUACCGUGGUAACCCCCACCCCUCCCAAAGCUCUCUCCCUUGUUCCCCAGUGUUUGCACAAAACACCUUUCUCCAGCAGCCUGGUUCUUACUACCAUCAGCUGCCCCCAACACCUGUACGUUCACCUACCAGCCCUGAGAACUACAACCCUUACCCUAUGCACUCAACCCCCAUCACGAUGCAGCAUAUUAAUCCUGAAGUGCAGCAGGCAUUAAACAGCAAUCCAAGCAGGACAUAUUUAAACCUCUGAAUGUACAGUCCACCACCCUGCCCCCCUGCCCUUUUAUGUACUGUAUUUUGAAUAAAUGA